Bradysia coprophila is the source of this 1264-nucleotide messenger RNA. RefSeq lists its product as uncharacterized. The record is from RefSeq and is a predicted model, not a curated record. NCBI's taxonomy places the organism in Eukaryota, Metazoa, Arthropoda, Insecta, Diptera, Sciaridae.
UAUAAAGGUGCAGUGGAAUGGAACUUUACAGUCACUUCAGAAGUUAUUUUGCCGAAGAGAAGCAAGCUAAGUUGAUUUGUAGAUCAGUGUGAUAAUAAAAUUGUUGAGAGGAAAUUUUUGGAAACUAAAUCGAACAACGUAAAAAAUGAAGGUCGUUCUUGCCGCUUUUACUUUGAUUUUCUGCUAUGUCUACUCGGUGCAAACGGCUAGUGUCGGACACAUAGAUAGAGCUCCCGAAGGAAUUGCGAAUAACGAAUAUGUAGAAAACAAUGCAGGAUUGGAGCAAGACUUAGAAUUGGCUGAAACUGCGGGACGUGGUGGAUAUGGGGGAUAUGGUGGAUACGGUGGACGUGGUGGUUAUGGUGGCUACGGAGGAUAUGGUGGAUAUGGAGGUUACGGAGGAUAUGGAGGAUAUGGAGGAUAUGGCGGAGGUUAUGGAGGAUAUGGUGGAUAUGGUGGACAUCAUCAUCAUCAUGGAUCGGUGGCUGUAGUAAAAAUAAUACCAAAGAUACAUUAUUCAUUCGCGAGUGUUCACGAGAUAGAUCAAAAGUGUUUUUUCCUGUUGUUUAUAAAUAUUACAAAAAGCAUCAUAAUGAGGAAUUUUAUUUUUGUGGCCUGCGCUGUGGCUUUGUCAAAUGCGGCUGCAAUAAAUCCAGCAGUUGAGCACGUAGAAAAAGCCAAUCAAAAUGAAAAAGAUCUGGAUACAGCCGAAACGGCUCAAUACGGUGGAUUACUCGGUAACUUGGUUAACCAGUUUGCACAAGGGUUUGGUGGCUAUAAUGGUGGUGGCGGUCUUCCAAACGGCUACGGUGGAUACGGAAACCAAGGGUAUGGGCAACAAGAAUAUGGACAACAAGGAUUAAACGGAUAUGGUGGAUAUGGACAACAAGGCUUUGGACAAGAGGGUGUCGGACAGCAAGGCUAUGGACUACAAGGAUAUGGACAGCAAGGGUAUGGACAGCAAGGUUUUGGUCAACAAGGGUAUGGUGAACAAGGAUAUGGUCUUCAACAACAGAGUGAACAAAAUGGGUACGGACAGCAACAAGUGCAAGAUGGCGGUUAUGGUCAAAGUUUUGGGCAAGAAGUCACUCAGGAUAGUGGUAUUAAUGGCUACGGACGUCGCUAAAUAAUUAAUUAAACUAGCACCAGGCGGAAUGUGACGAAUAUACUUAAUUUCAGUUUUUUAUGGAACACAAAAUGUUAUUUUCGUUGUAAAUAUCGUCUAUAAUCAAAUUAAAUGGCGAAAAUAAACCAAGAAUCUUAA